GUGGGCAGGAGGGCAGGCGGGCAGAGGCAGAGCCAGUGGCCCUGGGACAAUGGCUCUGACUGUGUGCGUGCGGCGACUAACAGGGCUGCCAGGCACCCAUGACCGGCAAGUGAGGCUCAGCUUUCGAGGUUUUACCCAGAAAACGAGGAGAAUUCACUGUGGGCGAGAAGCAGAUAUAGGUGAGCUCUUCCGUUGGCCACACUAUGGGGCUCCUCUGGCUGGGGAGUGUCUGUCUGUUCAGGUGGUCAACUGCAGCCGUGUGUUCAGCCCCAGGUCUCUGGGGACACUUGUGAUCUCCCUGCAGCAUCUACAGACUGCCGGGCAUUUGGUGCUGCGGGAGGCCUUAGUGGACAAGAAUCUGCGUGUGUCUCCAGUCCAGGUGGAACUUGACUUGAAGUACCAGCCUCCAGAGGUUGCAACUGGAGUCUGGGCACAAGAGGACUUUGGAGCACCCAUUCGGGACAGCUCAGAGCUGAUCAUCCCCAAUGUGGGCUUCCAGGAGCUGGAGCCUGGGGAGGCCCGGCUGGAGCGGCGGGCAGUGGCACUGGGCCGCAGGCUAGCUCAAGGAGCAGGUCAGCAGGACGAUGAGGACGAUGAGCUGGCGCUGGAGCUGGAUGAUGAGCCUGAUGUGGAGCUUUCUGGCGUCGUGUUCAGCCCACUCAAAAGCCGAGCUCGGGGCCUGGCCCGCGGGGAUCCUUUCCAGGUGUCCAGGUCCCAGGACUUCCAGGUCGGGGUCACCGUGCUGGAGGCCCAGAAGCUGGUGGGAGUCAACAUUAAUCCUUACGUGGCCGUGCGCGUUGGAGAGCAACGCCGAGUGACCGCCACGCAGCGCGGCACCAAUUGCCCCUUCUACAACGAGUACUUCUUGUUUGAAUUUCACGAGACCCGGCUUCACCUCCAGAACUUGCUGCUGGAGAUUACGGCUUUCCAUUCGCAGACCUUUCCCUUUAUGGCCACUCGGAUCGGCACCUUCAGGAUGGACCUGGGCAUGAUCUUCGAACAGCCAGAUGGCCACUUCUAUCAGAAAUGGGCCCCACUGCACGACCCCCGGGACACCCGCGCCGGGACCAAAGGCUUCGUCAAGGUCACUUUGUCCGUGAGGGCUCGCGGGGACCUGCCCCCUCCACUGCCACCCCCGGACCCGGGCCACAGUUCGAACAUCGAGAAGAACCUGCUGCUGCCGCGUCGGGUGCCAGCGGAGAGGCCGUGGGCGCGGCUGCGAGUGCGCGUGUACCGCGCGGAGGGGCUUCCAGCGCUGCGCCCCGGGCUGCUGGGCAGCCUGGCCCAUGCCCUGCUGGACCAGCGCGUCCCCGUGGACCCCUACGUGAGGGUGUCUUUCCUGGGGCAGCAGGGCCAGACGUCGGUACGCAGUGAGACCACCGCGCCCGAGUGGAACGAGCAGCUGAGCUUUGUGGAGCUCUUCCCGCCGCUAACGCGCGGCCUACGUCUGCAGCUACGGGACGACGCGCCCCUCGUCGAUGCGGCCCUCGCCACGCACGUGCUGGACCUGACGCAGAUCUCGCAUUCCGGCCGCGCAGCGGGGUUUAACCCCACCUUUGGCCCGGCCUGGAUACCUCUCUAUGGCUCACCCCCCAGUACGGGUCUCCGGGACGGUCUUCAGAAUCUCAAUGAAGGCGUUGGUCAAGGCAUUUGUUUCCAAGGCCGACUGCUGGUGGCUGUGUCCAUGGAAGUGUUGGAAGGGAGAGCUGAACCCGAGCCUCCCCAGGCCCCACAGGGGUCCAGGUUGUCUCGGCUCACAGAAAAGAAGAAGAAGAAAGCCAGGCGUGGCCAGAUUCCUGCAGGGAUACAGCAGCACCCAGAUACCAGCUCCAGUGUUGAUGCGCCUGAGAUUCCCAGUGCCAUGGAGGUGGAAGUGGAGGAAUUGCUGCCGCUGCCAGAGAAUGCCCUGGCGCCCUGUGAAGAUUUCUUGCUCUUCGCUGUGCUCUUCGAGGCCACCAUGAUUGACCCGGCCAUGGCUGCCCAGCCCAUCAGCUUUGAGAUCUCCAUCGGUGAUGCAGGUCGCAGAAAGGAGCAGUUGAGCCAAGGGUCCAGGGUGGGGGCGGAAGCAGAGGACACAGAAGGGGAGGAACAGCUCCUGCUGGAGUCAGACAUGGGAGUCGCGCCAGUGGAGGAGGAGGAGCUGGGAACCCCAGCUCAGCGGCCUGAGCCCAUGGAUGGCAGUGGGCCUUACUUCUGCUUGCCCCUACGUCACCGCAAGCCCUGUGUAUGUGUGUGGAGCCGCUGGGAGAAUCACUUGUGGCGCCUGCAGAGCAGUAACUGUGUGCGGAGAGUGGCCGAGAGGCUGGACCAGGGGUUGCAGGAGGUUGAGACUCUGCAGCGCCGGCCAGGACCUGGGGCCUGCACACGGCUGAAGCAGGCACUGGAAGAGCUGGUGGCAGGCAGCAGACAGUUUUGCCACGGUGCUGAGUGCAGGACGAUGACCCGGCCCAACGCCCUGGAUCGAUGCCGAGGGAAACUGCUGGUGUAUAGCCUGAACCUGUUGGCAAAGCAAGGAUUGCGGCUCCUACGGGGCCUGAGGGAGAGAAAUGUGCCAGAGAAAGUGGCUCUGGCCAAGAAGCUCCUGGUGAAAUUGCGCUUCCUGGCCCAGGAGCCCCAGCCGCCCCUCCCGGAUGUGCUGGUCUGGAUGCUCAGUGGGCGGCGCCGUGUGGCCUGGGCCCGGAUACCUGCCCAGGAUGUGCUGUUCUCUGUGGUGGAGGAGGAACGGGGCCGGGACUGUGGGAAGAUCCAGAGCCUGCUGCUCACAGCACCGGGUGCAGCCCCUGGUGAAGUCUGUGCCAAGCUGGAGCUCUUCCUGUGGCUGGGGCUGGGCAAGCAAGCCAAGGCCUGCACUGAAGAGCUCCCCGUGGACCUGCUGCCUGAGCCCUCAGCUGGGCUGCCCCACAGCCUGUACCGGGAUGACUUCAGCUACUUCCAGCUCCGGGCCCACUUGUACCAGGCCCGAGGGGUUCUGGCAGCAGAUGACAGUGGGCUCUCAGACCCCUUUGCUCGAGUCCUCAUCUCUACGCAAUGCCAGACCACGCGGGUCCUGGAGCAGACGCUGAGCCCUCUGUGGAAUGAGCUCUUGGUGUUUGAUCAGCUCAUCGUGGACGGGAGGAGGGAGCACCUGCAGGAUGAGCCCCCACUAGUGAUCAUCAAUGUCUUUGACCACAAUAAGUUCGGCCCCGAUGUGUUCCUGGGAAGGGCGCUGGCCGCCCCGAGGGUGAAGCUGAUGGAGGACCCUUACCAACACCCUGAACUGCAGUUCUUCCCCCUGAGGAAGGGGCCCCGGGCAGCGGGGGAGCUCAUCGCCACCUUUGAGCUCAUUGAACUGGACUACAGUAGCGGGCUUGAGCCCUCAGUGCCCAGCGAUGUGGAGCCCCAGGACCUGACCUUCCUGGCUGAGCCCUUCUCUGGACGCCUGUCCUUGCCACCUCACGUGCACCCGGUGCUCAGGGAGUUCCGUGUUGAGGUACUGUUCUGGGGUCUCAGGGGCCUUGGCCGCGUGCAUCUGUUUGAGGUGGAGCAGCCCCAGGUUGUGCUGGAGGUGGCAGGUCGGCGAGUGGAGUCUGAGGUCCUGGCCAGUUACCGUGAGAAUCCCAAUUUCACCGAGCUGGUCAAGCAUCUGACGGUGGACUUGCCGGAACAGCCUUACCUGCAGCCCCCUCUCAGCGUCCUGGUGAUCGAGCGCCGGGCCUUUGGCCGCACAGUGCUUGUGGGAUCCCACGUUGUCCCCCGUAUGCUGAGAUUCACUCUCCGGGGUCAAGAGGAUGCCCCCGAGGAGCAAGAAGAGGAGGAGACAGGGGACCUGGUCCCCAGGGAACCUCAAGGACAGAGGUCCCUGGACCCCUUCAGGGCCGACGGGACACCCGGACAGCUUCUAAAGGCUCCUCUGAAGAAGCUGCCUCUGGGAGGCCUCCUGACUCAAGGCCCAGGGCUGGAGGAGGACAUCCCAGAGCCUGAAGAGCUUGACUGGUGGUCCAAAUACUAUGCAUCACUGCAGGAGCUCCAGGGCCAGGCCAACUUUGAUGAGGAUGAAAUGGAUGACCCUGGGGAUUCAGAGGGGGUUCACCCCAUUUCUGUGGAUGGGGAAGCCCACGACCAGAGUGAGCCUGAAGUCAAAGGCUCUGUGUCCCAGAAAAGAACACUUGCCACUCUGAAGAUUUACAACACCUCCCUGGAGGAAGAGUUUAACCACUUUGAAGACUGGCUGAAUGUGUUUCCCCUGUACCGUGGGCAGGGGAGUCAGGGUGGAGAUGGAGAGGAUGAAGGGUCUGGAAAGCUUGUGGGCAAGUUCAAGGGCUCCUUCCUCAUUUACUCAGAAUCAGAGGCAGUGUCCUUCUCUGAGCCCCAGAUCUCCCGGGGGAUCCCACAGAACCGGCCCAUCAAGCUCCUGGUUAGAGUAUAUGUUGUAAAGGCUACCAACCUGGCUCCUGCAGACCCCAAUGGCAAGGCAGACCCCUACUUGGUGGUGAGCGCUGGCCGGGAGCGGCUGGACACCAAGGAACGAUACAUCCCCAAGCAGCUAAAUCCCAUCUUUGGAGAGGUCCUGGAACUCAGCAUUUCUCUCCCUGCUGAGCCUGAGCUGACCGUAGCUGUGUUUGAUCAUGACCUCGUGGGUUCUGAUGACCUCAUUGGGGAGACCCACAUUGAUCUGGAAAACCGAUUCUAUAGCCACCACAGGGCGAACUGUGGGCUGGCAUCCCAGUAUGACGUGGACGGGUACAAUGCCUGGCGUGAUGCAUUCCGGCCUUCACAGAUCCUGGCUGGGCUAUGCCAACGCUGUGGCCUCCCCCAACCUGAAUAUCGAGUUGAGGCUGUCAAGGUGGGCAGCAAACUCUUUCGGACAUCACCAGAGACCCUGCCCCCAGGUAUCAGGGGCUCCAAGGCGGCAAGGGAUGUCUCUGAGGAAGCCCAGGCAUUGCUAGUGCUGCGGCGCUGGCAGGAGAUGCCAGGGCUUGGGAUCCAGCUGGUACCUGAGCAUGUAGAAACACGGCCCCUCUACCAUCCCCGUAGCCCAGGGCUGCUGCAGGGGUCUCUUCACAUGUGGAUUGACAUCUUCCCCAGAGAUGUGCCUGCCCCACCCCCGGUUGACAUCAAGCCUCGACAGCCAAUCAGCUAUGAGCUCCGAGUCAUCAUCUGGAACACGGAGGAUGUGGUUCUGGAUGACGUGAACCCGCUCACUGGAGAGAUGUCAAGUGACAUCUACGUGAAAAGUUGGGUGAAGGGGCUGGAGCACGACAAGCAGGAGACAGACGUCCACUUCAACUCUCUGACCGGGGAGGGCAACUUCAACUGGCGCUUCGUGUUCCGCUUUGAUUACCUGCCCACGGAGCGCGAGGUGAGCGUCCGGCGCCGCCCUGGACCCUUCGCCCUGGAAGAAGCUGAAUUCCGGCAGCCGGCUGUGCUGGUCCUGCAGGUCUGGGACUAUGACCGCAUCUCUGCCAACGACUUCCUCGGAUCCCUGGAACUGCAGCUACCAGACAUGGUGCGAGGGGCCCGGGGCCCCGAGCUCUGCUCCGUGUGGCUGGCCCGGGACGGGGCUGCACCCAGGUGUAACUUGUUUCGCUGCCACCGCUUGCGGGGCUGGUGGCCGGUAGUGAAGCUGCGGGAGCCGGAGGACGAGGAGCAGGAGCAACGGGAGGCUCAGACCAGCAAGAAGAGGAGGAAGAAGAAGAGGAAAGGCCGGCGGGAAGACUUAGAGUUCUCAGACUCAGGAGGCAACGUCUACAUCCUCACGGGAAAGGUUGAGGCAGAGUUUGAGCUGCUGACUGUGGAGGAGGCUGAGAAACGGCCAGUGGGGAAGGGGCGCAAGGAGCCUGAGCCCUUGGAGAAGCCUGACCGCCCCAAAACCUCCUUCAACUGGUUUGUGAACCCGCUGAAGACCUUCGUCUUCUUCAUUUGGCGCCGGUACUGGCGCAUCUUGGUGCUGCUGCUGCUGCUGGCACUGAUCACUGUCUUCCUCCUCCUCGUCUUUUACACCAUGCCUGGGCAGAUCAGCCAGGUCAUUUUCCACCCCCUCCACCGCCCCUAACCAACCAUGGACACUCAUCCUGUAAUGCCAGCUCCGUCUCCUUCCCACCAACAGGAACCAUCCUGGGGUUGCCCUGUUUCCUCUGCCCAAACCUUCCAGGUAACCCACUCUUGUCACCUGCACACCCACGGCAGAUAAUAAACAACGCUCGGGGCAGAGAA
Capra hircus (goat) is the source of this 6192-nucleotide messenger RNA. RefSeq names its product fer-1-like protein 4. Gene Ontology annotation, cellular component: membrane. Lineage: Eukaryota; Metazoa; Chordata; Mammalia; Artiodactyla; Bovidae. The transcript has 45 exons. Gene Ontology annotation, biological process: plasma membrane organization. Bases 50 to 6031 code for a protein of 1993 amino acids. The record is from RefSeq and is a predicted model, not a curated record.